Molecule: messenger RNA, 2480 nt
Organism: Spea bombifrons (plains spadefoot toad)
Lineage: Eukaryota; Metazoa; Chordata; Amphibia; Anura; Pelobatidae
Gene: HAPLN1
Product: hyaluronan and proteoglycan link protein 1
Exons: 5
Coding region: 410-1465 (351 amino acids)
Biological process (GO): cell adhesion
Molecular function (GO): hyaluronic acid binding
Source: RefSeq, a predicted model, not a curated record
CUUCAUCAGGAUUCAUUUACAACAUCUCCCCCUUGUGUAAAGAGAGGAUACACAGCUUGGAUGACGUGUGACCUGCCCCUCAUUCUGUAACCCAAUUCUUCUUGCCUUGGGAGGGGGAUCGCUGAGGGUACUGGGAGUGCUGGUAGGCACAGGACACACAUACGUUCUCUUCAUCACCCUGCAUUGGAGUGUGCAUGUGCAGAGCAGCGUCUGGAUACACCGAGCGCUGUAAUUAACACAUGCUGGAGGCGUACUUUUCCUUAUGACGUGUGACUUUCCCAUUCUGCUCGAUGAGAAAGUUGCUCCUGUUGACCAAGAUCAGGACCUCUGCCAUCCAGACAGCUACAAAGAACCCAUCUGAACAUACAUAGACCUUCACAAGAGAACGAGAUUCAUUUGGAUCCCGAAGAUGAAGAGUCUACUCAUCCUGGUGCUAAUUUCUCUCUGUGGGGCUGAUCACCAUGCCAGCAACUCCACAAUACAUCACGACAGGAUUAUUCACAUCCAUGAGAACGGACCACAUCUGUACGUGGAGGUAGAACAAACAAAAAUAAUUUCACAUCGAGGUGGUAAUGCAACACUGCCUUGCAAAUUCCAACAUGACUCGGUAUCUGCUGGCUCACCGUCUCAUAAGAUUCGAAUCAAGUGGACUAAACUAACAUCAGAUUACCUCAAGGAGGUGGAUGUCUUUGUUUCAAUGGGGCAUCACAAGAGGAGUUAUGGCAGCUACCAGGGCAGGGUUUACCUGCAAGGAGCAAGUGAAAAUGAUGCUUCUCUAGUAAUCACUGACGUAACACUGGAAGACUAUGGCAGAUACAAAUGUGAAGUCAUUGAAGGACUGGACGAUGAUACAGCGGUUGUAUCUUUGGAUUUACAAGGCAUUGUUUUCCCAUUCUUUCCUCGAAUGGGCCGUUACAAUCUGAACUUUCAUGAAGCCCAACAAGCCUGUCAAGAUCAGGAUUCUAUCAUCGCCUCUUUUGAUCAACUCUACGAUGCAUGGAGGUCAGGACUGGAUUGGUGUAAUGCUGGCUGGCUCAGUGAUGGGUCAGUACAAUACCCUAUAACUAAUCCAAGAGAACCCUGUGGGGGCAAGAACACUGUUCCUGGAGUUCGGAACUAUGGCUUCAGAGACAAAGAUAAAGGCAGAUAUGAUGUGUUCUGUUUUACCUCAAACUUCAAAGGCCGCUUCUACUACCUAAUACACCCAACCAAGUUGACAUAUGACGAAGCCGUGCAAGCAUGUAUUAAUGACGGUGCCCAAAUUGCUAAAGUAGGUCAGAUGUAUGCGGCUUGGAAACUUCUCAACUAUGAUCGAUGUGAUGGUGGAUGGUUGGCUGAUGGAAGCGUCCGCUACCCAAUCUCGAAACCCAGAAGGCGCUGCAGUCCCAAUGAGGCAGCUGUUCGUUUUGUUGGCUUCCCCGACAAAAAGCACAAGCUAUACGGUGUUUAUUGUUACAAAGAAUAGAACUGUAAUAUCCAAGGGCACAACAGUAUUAAGAAAACAAUUAAGAACAUGUGAAAGAUUUAUUUUCAGUAUGAACUCAUGCAAGCUACAAAAACUGUGAUGAAACUUUUUACUUACUGUACAAAUUAUCAGAAACCCAUGUCAUUCCUUUUUAAUUUUAUAUAUAUAUAUAUCAUUAUCAGAACAGACCAUCCUUAUAUUAAUUGCUCUAAUUAAAUCUUAAUUAGAGCAAAACUGUUAAGCUAAAGAACCAUACCAAAUAUAUACAGUAUUUUAUUAAACAGGCAUGCCAUAGCUUGGUAAUAAAUGUUUUAAUCGAGGAAUGUAAGGUUACUCAAAAUAGAAGCUUAUGAAGCACAUUUUUUAAGAUAGUUUAUAUUAUUAUUAUUUUUAAUGCACUACGAGGAGAAAUAAAUCAGCAGGGUUGCCAUUUUGAAUACUCAUUAUUUGUAGGUAAACAGUAAAGUAGCUUAGAAUAUUAGCAUAUAAACUGUAUUUACAUAGGUCCAUGGCUUGUUUUAGUGUAUAUUAUUUGAAGAAAAAAAAAACAAAACAAAGAAAAAAAUAUCAUAAUUGCCCAUUUGUGUUGUAAAAAGCACAGUGAGGAUUCUCAACAUUUAAACUGUAUUUUUUAUUGUAAAUUAAACAUUGAUGAAUGUUUGAAUUAUUAACGAAUGACCCCUACCUUAAUUCACAUGAAUAAAGCCUGAGAAGCAUAGAGUUACAGGUACCUUUGAAUCGUAUUAAUGGGUUAUUUAACCUCUUGAGUGCCAACAGCUCAGACCAAGCAAAGCCCGUGGCAUUCAAUAGGCUAAGCUUCCUAUCAUCUGGAUAAGAUAAAUUCAGCACUUACUCAGGGCAGUUAUAUAGGUGAACUGCUGGGCAGAACAAACACAAGAUAUAACAAAUUUAUUGUAUGUUAUUAUGUCUUUAUAAAGAGAUAUUUAAUAUGUCAUUCCUAUUUACAAGUAAAAAUGUAAUUGGAUAACCUUAUUAAAAUAUUACAAUUAUAUAA